Solanum lycopersicum (tomato) is the source of this 955-nucleotide messenger RNA. Its product is annotated as zinc finger protein SHOOT GRAVITROPISM 5. The record is from RefSeq and is a predicted model, not a curated record. Gene Ontology annotation, cellular component: nucleus. NCBI's taxonomy places the organism in Eukaryota, Viridiplantae, Streptophyta, Magnoliopsida, Solanales, Solanaceae. Gene Ontology annotation, biological process: gravitropism.
AUAUCACUCACACACACACACACAUAUAAUAUAUACAUACAUAUACAUGUGUACCCCCCACCCCCCAAAUAUUUGUUGUCAAAAUCUAUCGGUUUCAAAAGUCGUUUUCUCUUUGUUGCUUCUCAUUCAUUCAUUUUCUCCCCCAUAACGUCUUGUAAAAAAGUUUUAACUCCUUUUUUAGGGCUUCCCAAUUAUUGUCUUCAAUUUUGUUCAUAUACCUAAUUCCCCUACCUUCAUAGUCUGAUCAUUUCAAGCUUUCGAACAGAAAAAAACGAUUAGUACAUAUAUCUCUCUUUUCUCUCUCUUUAUACGAAAAUUCAUUGAAUACUGAAACUCACAAAAGAGCAUCAUCAUUUUCUGUCUACUCACUCACCAAUGGAAGAUCAUCAAAAGGAGCUACAUUUUCUGUCUACUCACCAAAACGCACCAAAUUCUUCCUCCUGGCCAUCCGAUUCCUCCGGCAACAUAAUCCGAUCAUCGGAAUCGAUCGAACCUCCUUCGUUAGACCUACAACUCUCAAUCAGCGUACGACGACCAAUAAAACCAUCAUCAACUCACAAUCAAGGUAUAUUAAUUCGACCUGCAUCACUCAACCACGAUCACAAUCAGUACAGCACCGAUGUCCGGUUCGACUCGGGGUACGUUGAAGCCCUUAAAUGGCAAGCCGCGGAGCAAAUACGGCUGGCAGCCAUUGAAAAAGCGUACGCGGAACGUGUGAGGGAGCUUACAAGAAGAGAAAUAGAGCUGGCUCAGUCGGAAUUCGCACGUGCGAGGAGUAUGUGGGAAAGGGCAAAAGAGGAAGUUGAAAGAGCAGAAAAGUUGAAAGAAAGAGCAACUCGUAGGAUUGAUCCUACGUGCAUGGAAGUUACUUGCCACUCUUGCAGUCAAAAAUUUCGACCUCAUUAAAAUUUUAUUAUUAUUGAGGGGGGAAAAUAAAAAAUAAGAUGUUAAUUAA